CGUCUCCCACUGUCUCAAAAGUCAAAACCAAAAGACAAACGGCUCGAAAACAGCACAUUCACGGCAGCCAAGAACAACUCACCUACAGAUCUUUUACUGCUUGCCUGGCAAAACUCAAAGCCAAACGGCUCGAAAACAGUGCAUUCUCGGCAGCCGGGAGAGAACCGGAGGUGAGGGAGGUCAUCGUGACGAUCCCAAGCACAUCUUGGGUGACAACCGGAGAAGACUGUGGGCCGCUGCCUGAGCCCGGAACGAAAACGUCUUGAUACAAGAGUGGUGAGUGAGAGCACUCCAGAAACACAAGUUGAAGCUCUGGUCACCAUGGUAGGGUGGAAGAAACUUCUGCUUCUGGCUCUGUACCUGUCGCUCAUCUCGGUGGAGUCGGUCUUCAUGUGCGAUCUGGGAUUUGAGUUAUACGAUGGAAAAUGCGUUGAUCAUGACGAAUGUAAUGAGACUGCUGGAAUUUGUGGAGAUUUCGCACAGUGUUUCAACACCCUUGGCAGCUUUUCCUGCAAAUGUCAUGAUGGUUUCACUCUUGAAUCGUUUAAUUGUAGAGAUAUUAAUGAAUGUCAGAAGAAUAACUGCAGACCUCAUGCGGGUGAUUGUACUGAGGCACAUUCGUGUGGGCCAAAUGAGGCAUGUAUCAACACGAUUGGCAGUUAUCACUGCAUUUGUAAAGCCGGUUUCACAAUCAAGUCUGGUGCCGGCAACUUCACGUUACCUGAAGGGCUGUGUGAAGAUGUGGAUGAGUGUCUGGGGGAACAUUUAUGUGGGCCCAAUGCUGCUUGCAUCAACACACCUGGCAGCUAUCGCUGCAUUUGUAAUGCCGGCUACGCAAUCAAGUCUGGCGCCAACAACUUCACGUCACCUGAAGGGCCAUGUGAAGCCGGAUGUUCGACUGAUGGAGGAAACUACUGUGGAAAUGGAACAUGCCAAAUUGGAGACAGCGGCCCUUACUGUGCCUGCAACGCAGGGUUCACGAAUUACGGCCACAAAGCAGGCCGCUGCACAGUGUUAGAUUGUGAUGUUUUUAAAGACAUGGAGGAUUUGGAAAAGAAUGUCCCUGUUGCAUAUGACCUGGUGAUGCAGCUGAAAAGAACUUGUGUGAACCUGACCGAGGGUGAGGCUCAAGAAUCCAUAGAUGACCAGGAAAUGCUUUCGAAAUUUCUGGCGAUCAUUGACCUGAUUUUGGCCACUAAAACCCUUAACGACAACAGAAAGGUUUCAGUCUUCCUGAACUUGGCGGAGAGCGCGCUGAGACUGAUGGGACCUCUCAUCAAAGCCCCAACAAUGAGGAGAUUUGCUAAAUACACAGAACUGGACCUACUUUCAUACAAAAAACCCACGUCACCCCAAGGAGUACUGCAAUUAAUAACUAACGCAGUCACGUUGAAGAUGCAGUUGGAAACGGUUGCAGGAGAUCCUUCCCAGUAUCCAGGCUUCGCGAGCGCGGCCUUGCUCAGCUACGCAAACCUGGAGACCUUCACCGACGGCUUUUACGGCGGGAUGAAUCCACGAGACGACCAAAGAUUGGUCAUCAACUCCAAAGUAGCGACUGUCUCCGUCACAAACACUAACACCAAUCAUCUGAGAGAUCCGGUCGAGCUAGGUUUUUACCACCUGAAAAAGGUAAACGACUCCCACCACGUAUGUGUGUUCUGGGACACCUCCCAGGGGGCAGGGAGCUGGUCUGCUGACGGCUGCACGGCGGUGAAGUCCGACUCUGAAUCCACCGUGUGCUCGUGCAACCACUUGAGCACAUUUGCCGUGCUCAUGGCCCUCUAUGACGUCGAGGAGAUUUUCGAGUUGCAGCUCUUGACCUCGUUGGGAUUGUCCCUCUCCCUGAUUUGCCUGCUCAUCUGCAUCCUGACCUUCUCGCUCGUCCGCUCCAUCCAAAGCACGCGCACCACCAUCCAUUUGCAUCUGUGCAUCAGCCUGUUUGUCGUCGCCUUCGUUUUCCUCGUGGGGAUCACUCGUACAGAGAAUCAGAGCGCCUGUGCGACGAUCGCCGGCCUGCUGCAUUUCUUCUUCCUGGCCGCGUUCUGCUGGAUGUGCUUGGAAGGCAUACAGCUCUUCCGGAUGGUCAUCCUGGUCUUCAACACCAACUUUCGGACCUCCUACAUGAUGACGGUCGGCUAUGGCAUCCCGGCCAUGAUUGUCGCCAUCUCAGCUUCGGUCAACCCUAGAGGAUACGGCACCCCAAGAUAUUGCUGGUUGAACGUGAAAUUCAUCUGGAGCUUUUUGGGCCCAGCUUGUGCCAUAAUUGCUAUUAACAUUUUCUUCUUUGUCAUCACCGUUUGGAAGUUGGCACAGAAGUUUUCAAGUCUAAACCCUGACCUGAACACCUUACAAAAAAUUCAAGCAUUUACCGUCACGGCAGUGGCCCAGCUCUGUGUACUGGGCACCACGUGGAUUUUUGGCUGCUUCCAAUUUGAUAAGAGCACCGUGAUAAUGUCUUAUCUUUUCACCAUCUUUGCCAGCCUUCAGGGGGUCAUGUUGUUUGUGAUGCACUGUUUGUUCUCCAAGCAGGUGAGGGACGAGUACAGAAAUUUCCUGUCCAGGUUCAGCGUACCGUCAAAGAAAACCUGCGCUGAGGUCAACUUGCUGACCGGCAUACAGCAUGCGUCCAGAAGCAGCCAGGACACGGGAGAGUCGCACACCUGAGGAGACAAACUCUCAUUUCGAUGUCGCUUGCAAUCCACAAACGCCGGCCAACUGUCUGUCAGUUCUUUAUGAAUGUGCCAAAAUAUUAAAAGCGACUGACAUGAUGUCAUUUAAAUUCUUGAAUUCUGUUGGCAAAACAUGAGAAAUUGAUCUGAUUAGGCUAAGGUGCAAUAUGUGUGGAAACCUGGAUUCAAACUAAAAAGAAAAUUUUUGUUUUGUCAGGUGCAUCAAUCCAGGUACUGUAUGUUACUACCCCCAACAAGCUAAAAUGUUGUAUAUAUUUGUUAUUUUUUCUGCAGUAUGUUCGAUGUAUUUCUACUGCAUGAAUAUUGUCAUUAAAAACAGAGUAUGUACAACUAGAUUUCUUUGUCUAUGUUGAAGUGCUUAGACACUGCUCCAUUCAGUGUUCUGAAAUGCAAUGUAUAUUUGGUUUUAUAAAUGUAAUAAUUUAAUAAAUUAGAAUUUUUUUCAAGUCUCUUUUCAGAAUUUGUGUUUUAAUAUAUGUGGAUGUUUUUGUUUUGGAACAACACAUUAAAGAAUCAGACUAAAAUCAAACUUUUUUAAAUAUGUACUUCCUAAUAUGAGAUAGCAUAGACACUGCUCCAU
Corythoichthys intestinalis (scribbled pipefish) is the source of this 3270-nucleotide messenger RNA. Its product is annotated as adhesion G protein-coupled receptor E2. The transcript has 22 exons. Gene Ontology annotation, molecular function: calcium ion binding; G protein-coupled receptor activity. The record is from RefSeq and is a predicted model, not a curated record. Gene Ontology annotation, cellular component: plasma membrane. NCBI's taxonomy places the organism in Eukaryota, Metazoa, Chordata, Actinopteri, Syngnathiformes, Syngnathidae. Bases 322 to 2664 code for a protein of 780 amino acids. Gene Ontology annotation, biological process: adenylate cyclase-activating G protein-coupled receptor signaling pathway; cell surface receptor signaling pathway.